Molecule: messenger RNA, 920 nt
Organism: Sinocyclocheilus grahami
Lineage: Eukaryota; Metazoa; Chordata; Actinopteri; Cypriniformes; Cyprinidae
Product: vitelline membrane outer layer protein 1-like
Exons: 5
Coding region: 149-775 (208 amino acids)
Source: RefSeq, a predicted model, not a curated record
CAGGCCACAGAGAGUUCAGAAAGGUUUCUUGUUCUGGAUUUGAAGAAAUUGUUCCUUAGAGCAGUCUUACUGGCUCUGGUUCAGUUUUACUUUACAAACCAAACAGAAUUAAAUCAGUAUUUUAAUCCAUCAGGCCAGUGCUGCAGCAAUGCAUCAGUUCAUUUCCAUGAUGUUUUCACUGCUAGUCAUUACUGGGCUGCAGGUGAGUGUUGAGUCCGCAAGAAUACGUUCUGAGCGAAGCAUCGACAGACAUUACAGAUCAGAGCUGGCUGUGCCGAAUGGAGGGAGAUGGGGGUCGUGGGGUCCGAGGGAAAUGUGUCCAACUGGAACAUACACCGCAGGGUUCAGUCUAAAGGUGGAAGAUCCUAUUCAAGGAGAUGACACUGCACUCAACGGGAUUCGUCUUCACUGUGUUGAUCCGUCUAAAGGCUCAUCAAACUCGUAUCACAGCUACGCCUCAGUUCAGUCAGAUGUAGGCAGCUGGGGUCGGUGGACUGAUAUCAAAUGGUGUCCUUCUGGAUUCUUGACUGCUUUUCAGCUGAGAGUCGAGAAAUCUCAAGGAGAUGGUGACGACACGGCCGCAAACAACAUCAUGUUAAAAUGCAGUGGAGGGCCUUUACUGCAGGGUGACGGCACACGCUGGGGUGAUUGGGGCGAUUGGAGUAAUACAUGUGAAGGAAAAGCGAUUUGUGGUAUCAAGACGCAGAUAGAAGAGCCACAAGGACGAGGAGACGACACCGCUCUCAAUGACGUGCGCAUGUUCUGCUGCGAUUAAGGUGUUAGAGGACGACAACAAGAAGACCAAGAAGAUCAGAUGGAUCAUAAUUGAUCAGCAUACUGUUAUGAGCUCACAUUAACCAUGUCAUACAACAGCUAGUCAAAAAAUAAAGCCUGAGAUGUGAUCAGGACCUCAACACAGA